CACUGCAGUGAAAAUACAGCAACAGAUUUUAAAAAAUGAAUCUUUUGAACAUUGGAUCUAAAAUCACUGAUUUGCUUGACAUGACCAUCAUCAAUUUUAUUUUCAAGCAGGAAAAGUUAAAUAAUGUCAUGGACUGCAUAGUUUUAUAUAUAAAUCAUCUGUUUGUAAUGUUUGGGUCAAGUAGUAAUUCUUUUUUUGUGUGUUUAUUGGUUUCAUUCUCGUAGCAUUGACCUGCUUUGACAUAUAUUGAUGAGGAUUUAUUUAAUGGUCAAAAAUAGACGUCCACACUUUGUGUCAUGUUGGGCAUGACUCUUAAUGUGAGAAAGGAACAAUUCUUACCUUUUUAAAAAACGAACCGUUUAUAAUAGGCUAUAAAACCAGUGGCAAACCCAUUUCUUGACAAAAAAAGUAGUUGCUCACUAGUUGCAAGGUUUUAUUAUUAAACAGUGUCCUCCAUAGCUUGGCUAAGCUAAUCACGUUUACCUUAACAAGUUUUCUAUGGAUUUACUACCAUCUGCUGGUCCUUUUAAAGAAAUGGAAACACUUACAACCAGCAGUGUAAUUUAAAGAUAGGAAUUUGGUGUGAUAGCGAUGAUAAACACGGUCGGGAAAUUGAUAUUUAAUUUAGAAAAUAUUAUGUUAGUAGAUUUAUUUUGUAAUAUGACUGGACAAAGUAAAAAAUCGAAGAAAAUUUGCCCUUCCUUCUGUAUCUUUUUUAUUUCCGGUUUUGUGUUUUGGAUCACAACUUCCUGUUCCGCCAUGUCCACGCCUCUCUGUCGAUUCAAGAUGCAAAGGCUUGGCAACAGUACGUCAUGGUGGCAGCAGCGUGGUGAGCGAAGGAAGAUACAUACCAGAUGGGGAUUGUGUAAUGAUUCUUCACCGAUGACUACGGCAUGUUGGGGUAGACCCUCUCAUGUUGAACUCCUGCUCCUGGAGGUGGCCGCUCUUUGAAUUUGGCUCCGGCCGCGGGGCACAUGCGCAGUGCGCAGCGUGCUGCCUUCAGUCAGCGGAGCAGCUGUCCAGGGUUUGGAAUUCCAACAUGGCAGAGGCUGUGGUCAGUCUUCGCCUCACUAACUUGGAAUGGUUUCAAAUCGCGAGCAGCCGCGCGUAACGCCAGCCACCCUCUCACCGCCGCACUCACCGAAUCGAUGUCACGGUAAACCGCGUCGCUGCCCGGUCACCGACACAGGCUCGAAGACAUGAUCACUAGCAGCAGUAUUUAUGGUCUAAAGAUGCAGUGGACCCCGGAGCACACACAAUGGGCCGAGCAACACUUUGACAUCUCGUCCACUACCCGCUCACCAGCACACAAAGUAGAAGCCUACAGAGGGCACUUGCAGAGAACAUACCAGUACGCUUGGGCCAACGAUGACAUCUCUGCACUGACUGCCUCAAAUCUGCUGAAGAAAUACGCAGAAAAGUACUCUGGGAUCCUAGAGGGCCCAAAUGAAAGAGCCCUGCUGUGUUCCUACUCUGAGAGCAACACCGGACUCAUGAACGGACGAAAGUCAGAGAAUGAGUCCUGGCAGGAGGGGAUUUACCCAAUGAACUGUGCUCCAGAUGUUAUAUCUGUGAGCAAAGCUGGAAUGACAGCUGCCUUACCCCCUACAGAUGUGUCGGCCAGUAUAGGCAGCUCCCCGGGGGUGGCCAGCAGCCUGUCUGAGCCCAGCUAUUCCAGCAGUAACUGUGGGAGCCACACAGCCACCACUCUCCACUCGGGCCUCUCCUCUCAGGAAUACACUGCCGCUUACAACGGCUCCUACUUACAUUCUAGUUACAGUGGGCAGAACACCCCAGCUCUCCCCUCCCCGCAUCCUUCUCCUUUGCACAGCGCUGGGCUCUUACAGCCACCGCCUCCCCCUCCUCCCCCGUCCUUAGUGCCAAGCUACAACACCGGGUCUCCGAACCUCCCAAACUACAACUAUCCUCCGACAGGUUACCCUUCCCAGACUGCUGUUGGCCCUGGUUACAGCCCUGGGGGAGCGCCUCCUCCUUCUGCUUAUCUGCCAUCCGGCAUUGCGGCCCCCACACCAAUCCCCCCUUCCACACUGCCUGGCUACACCUACCAGUCCCAUAAUCACACACCAAUUGCACUAACACCUUUGAACGGCAGCACAUCCAACUCGUUAAAACGGAAAGCUUUCUACAUGAGCGGACAUGGAGAUAUGGACUCUAGCUACGGCAACUUCAAUUACAGCCAACAGCGCUCUUCACACAGCCCAAUGUACCGAGCACCAGACAGCAGUGUCACAGACUCUAACAGAGGCAACGGCUUCGAGAGAAAUACUGAAGCGUUCAAACCAACGAAACAAACGAUGUCUUCUGAUCAAAGAAAAUUCAGCAUGCACUCCGGCCGAGCGUUGACUCCUCCGUCGUAUAGUUCCACCAAAAGCUCUGUGGGCGACCUCAGAACCGCAGAGCCCUACGGCAAGUUUGGAUCACCGAUUAUGAGUGAGCAAACUGAAGAGCACAGACAGCAUCUCGCUCAUUCGCUCGGCACGGCUACCUCAUCUGUCCACGCUGCGGAGGAGCAGCUAAAAAACAGUGAUUCCAACUUGGUGGAGAUGGUAACCAGUGAAAUCCUUCAGCAGUGCCCUCCUGUGGACUGGAGUGACAUUGCAGGUCUAGAUAUGGUUAAAGCUGCCAUCAAAGAGGAGAUACUAUGGCCGAUUUUAAGGCCAGAUAUGUUUAGCGGACUUGCCACCUUUCCCCGGAGCCUCCUUUUGUUUGGACCUCAGGGAACCGGCAGAGCACUCCUGGCCCGCUGCAUGGCUAGCCAACUUGGGGCUGCUUUCUUGAGACUCAACAGUACAAGUCUGGUUACAAAAUGGUUGGGGGAAGGGGACAAAAUCAUCCAGGCUUCAUUCCUGGUGGCCCGUUGCCGGCAGCCGGCCGUGGUGUUCAUCAGCGACGUGGACCUUCUGCUGUCGGCCCAGCUCAGCGAGGAAAGCCCGGUGAAUCGCCUCAAGGCUGAACUUCUCAUGCAGCUUGACAGUGUUCUGACCUCCGCUGAGGAACAUGUCCUGGUGGUGUGCUCCACCAGUAAGCCUGAAGAGAUCCCAGAGUCCCUUCGGAGGUACUUUACCAAGCGGCUGCUCAUCCCCUUGCCCGAUGGAACGGCACGACACCAGAUAAUCAGCCAGCUGCUCUCGCAGAAUAACUACUGUCUGAGUGACAAAGAGAUGUCACUGCUGGUUCAGAGGACAGAGGGCUUUUCAGGACUGGACGUGGCCCAGCUUUGUCAGGAGGCUCUAGUGAGUCCUCUCCAUGGUAUCGCUGGUACUGACCUGUCAAUUCAUCCGAGUCAAAUGAGACUCGUCUCUUACCAAGACUUUGACAACGUGUUUUGCAAAUUUCAGCCGAGCAUAUCACAAAAAGAACUUGACAUGUACACCGAGUGGAACAAAAUGUUUGGUUGCAGUCAAUGAAAAAAAAAAAAGGAACGAAAAUUCUUGAAUCUUUAAUGUGUAUUUGGCCUUCAGUGAACAAUACAAAGAGUGGCGACAUACAGCGAGAGGAUUGUCCUGGAAAAUUAGACCUUUGUAAUCACUAAAUAACUGCUUUAUGUGGCUGAAGCCAUCGCCCUUAUGCUACGUGUAAAGGCCGCCCCCCCCUCACCUUUUGUACAUAUCUAUACAUAUAUAUAUUAAAAUAUAUAUACUGUUCUGCUGAUCUUGAGAUUUAGUUGCUAUCAAGUGCCUGAGGUGGUGCUCUUUUCUUUAGUUUUUUUUUUUUGCCUCACGACCUUCAUCGCGACAUGUCGAUAUAAAAGCUUUAAAACGAGACAAAACACGCUUUUUAUUCUUCGACCAUUCGAACGGUGUUCAACGGUUGUGUCAAUCUUAGCGCUCUCUGUUGUGUUGUGGUUAUUUUUUAGAUUAAUUCGAUGCAUUUGCGAAAAAAA
Molecule: messenger RNA, 3904 nt
Organism: Cynoglossus semilaevis (tongue sole)
Lineage: Eukaryota; Metazoa; Chordata; Actinopteri; Pleuronectiformes; Cynoglossidae
Gene: fign
Product: fidgetin
Exons: 5
Coding region: 1200-3428 (742 amino acids)
Molecular function (GO): ATP hydrolysis activity; ATP binding; microtubule severing ATPase activity
Source: RefSeq, a predicted model, not a curated record